AUGGAUCAGGACAAGCAGGUCGAUUUACUGCAAGGGCACCUUGCUGCCACCCCGUCCAGCUCCGAGACCGAGGCAGCCGAAAGAAGUGUACCGAUCAAGCUUCAGGAAACCGACCGAGUUGGACAAUACCUGCUCACCACAGAAGAUGCCAAGCUGCUGAAAGAGGUUUUCCGGCGCAAUGCGUACUUGGAGAGGUCGGGAAUGACGGAGAAGCGUCGCUUUCGCUUUCGAGACCUGGAGUUCACCCGACAACUAAGUACCUUAGAUCGCCAGAACCCCAAGUUCACGUCCUCUCAGUUCCACGGCUUUUUCACUCUUUUCUGGCUGGGAGUGGCCUUGCUGCUAGUCAAGGUUGCGGCCAAUAACUGGAGAAUCUAUGGGACCAUCUGGGGCAAGAACGAGAUCAUCCGACUGAUGUUUCGUAAGGAUGUGCUGGUUCUGGGGUUGACCGAUUUAGUCCUUUGCUUGUCGACAGUGGUUUGUCUUGGACUUCAGCGAGUUAUCUGGCGCGGAUAUUUGCGUUGGAGUGGCCUUGGAUGGGUGGUCCAGAAUAUCUGGCAGACUGCAUACCUUGCGGGCUUUAUCUGGUGGACAUAUCAUCGUGAUUGGCCUUGGACACAUACCGUGUUCAUAGUCCUGCAUUGCUUGACGAUGCUGAUGAAACAGCAUAGUUAUUCAUCCUACAAUGGCUACUUAUCUGAAUUGUACAGCAAGCGUGACCUGUUGAUGACAAGACUUAAGCAGCUAGAGAAACAAAUCGAUCACCGUUCAGCAUCUACCGGGCAUACCUCCGCAGUGCACACCGACCUCGGUUCUGAGCUCACUCAUCUGAAGCGGCAGGAUGAUGCACAGCGCUCAGCGGACAUGGAAGACCUUCAUGGAACUCGCGACACUGACCAUAUCCUGUCGCUUGCUGAAACCAUCGAAAAUGGGACACCUCUAGAGCCCUCUCAGAUGAAAUCACUCAAAGCGCUCCUGGAACGGGAAAUUGAACUCUUGUCUGAAGGCCUCCGGGGUCAGUUCUCAUCCUCCAACCAUUACCCCCGCAACUUGACUCUGGGCAAUUUCUGCGACUUCAUUACCUUGCCCAUACUCGUCUAUGAACUUGAAUAUCCGCGGACAGAGAGAGUCAAUUGGUCCUAUGUUGCCGAGAAGACGGCUGCCACCUUCGGCACCAUCGUGGUCAUGAUUGUCGUUUCGCAAAAUUGGAUAUAUCCGGUCGUAAUGUCGACCCUGCGAAUGAAGGAGGAGGGGCUCACUGUACAGCAGAGGCUCCAGGAAUUUCCUUGGGUACUCAGUGACUUACUAUUUCCCUUCAUGAUGGAGUACUUGCUAGCUUUCUAUGUGAUCUGGGAGUGUGUGCUCAAUGCUCUGGCCGAGAUUACCCAAUUUGCAGACCGUGGCUUCUAUGCAGACUGGUGGAAUUCAGUCUCUUGGGACCAAUUUGCUCGCGACUGGAACCGUCCAGUUCACAACUUCCUGCUGCGACACGUAUAUCAUAGCUCUAUCAGCUCUUUCAAAUUGUCCCGGGUCUCUGCCAGCCUAGUGACAUUCUUCUUAUCGGCGUGCAUUCAUGAGCUGAUCAUGCUUUGUAUUUUCCGGCGCCUGCGAGGCUAUCUGCUCUUCCUCCAAAUGUCGCAGCUGCCGCUUGUCUCGUUAAGCCGGACGCGCCUUAUGCGUGGCCGUCGACUGAUAGGGAACAUCUUCUUCUGGCUGGGCAUUUUUACGGGGCCGAGUCUGCUUUGUACUUGCUGUUCUGUUGGUGUUAAGCAUGAAGGCGAGGCUAAAGGCCAGUUCCAACAGGUCGGCGAUGUUGAGGCAUACAUCUCGCACCCGGCUGAUCACUCUACUAAACGAGCCAUUCUUCUGCUCACUGAUGUGAUCGGACACCGAUUUAUCAACGCCCAGUUGAUUGCGGAUCAACUGGCAGCAAAUGGCUACUUCGUUGUCAUGCCGGACCUAUUCCACGGUGAUCCGGUCCCCCUCAAUCGACCAGAUGGGUUCGAUUUGAUGGCCUGGCUAAAGGGUCCACCCGGACAUCUGCCUGACCGUGUGGAGCCAGUGGUGCAGAUGGUGUUUGAGGAAAUGAAGUCCAGCCUAGGCUGUGAGCGUAUCGGUGCAAUUGGAUACUGCUUUGGAGCCAAGUAUGCUAUCCGUAUGCUCCAGCCCGGUGGCUGUGAUGUCGCCUAUCUGGCCCAUCCUAGCUUCGUUGAGAUCGAUGAGCUGGCAGCAAUCAAGGGCCCUCUGUCUAUUGCUGCAGCCGGUCAGUUUUUUGCCUUGUUCUUCAAACGUUUCUAUCUGGUCACUAACAAAGACAUCCGAAACACAGAGACCGACUCCAUCUUCCCUGCCCCGAAACGCCACGAAUCCGAGGAUAUCCUGGCCAAGACAGGUCAGCCGUAUCAGAUUAACCUGUUCAGUGGCGUGCAACAUGGGUUUGCCGUCCGAGGUGACAUCUCCAAGCCGAUCAUUCGAUUCGCUAAGGAGUCGGCCUUCACCCAGGCUGUGGCGUGGUUCAACCAGUAUCUUUAG
Molecule: messenger RNA, 2532 nt
Organism: Penicillium atrosanguineum
Lineage: Eukaryota; Fungi; Ascomycota; Eurotiomycetes; Eurotiales; Aspergillaceae
Exons: 7
Coding region: 1-2532 (843 amino acids)
Biological process (GO): ergosterol metabolic process
Cellular component (GO): endoplasmic reticulum membrane
Molecular function (GO): hydrolase activity; ergosterol O-acyltransferase activity
Source: RefSeq, a predicted model, not a curated record